AAAAAUUAAAAAAACACCGCAUACGUCGCGGCUCCAAAAGUCCCAAAGUUCCUCUUCUUCCGCAUUCGCCACACUACCCGGCAGCGCCUUCAUGGCUCGCGAAACAACGAAGGUCUCCCUUCGUCUCCCCUCCAUAUUUCUUCUCCUAACCCUAGCCGUUCUCCUCCUAUUCUCAUCAUCCACCCUUUUCUUCCCUCCCGCCUCCUCCAAGACAUCUCCACCGCUCCGCCGCCACUCCAAUCAUUUCUGCAGCAACCGAGCCGCCGACCUUACACGAGGUUUCUGGACCCACGAUUCCCGAUACAAAAAUCACAGCCGUCCACUCUACGACGCUUCGUGCUCUUUUCAUCGCAAUGCAUGGAACUGUCUCCGCAACGCGAGGAAGAACAUGGAGGCGAUUAACGCUUGGGUAUGGAUUCCUGAAGGAUGCGGUGGCUUGCCGUUGCCGCGGAUCGAUCCGGCGGCCUUCCUUGACGCUAUGAGGGGGCGGCGCAUUGGGUUUGUUGGAGAUUCGCUUAAUGAGAAUUUUGUUGUGGCGUUUCUUUGCGCGCUGGGAUCAGCUGAUUCAGGUGCGCGGAAGUGGAAAAGAAAAGGGGCGUGGAGGGGCGGCUACUUCCCUAAGUUUGAUUUCACUGUGGCUUACCACCGGGCCGUGCUGCUUGCUAAGUACACGUGGCAACCUGUGGAGCAAUUGGACCUUCCCAAUAAAGAUGGUUUGAAAGGAUUCUACAAGGUAGAUGUUGAUAUUCCGGCUGAUGAUUGGGCAAAUAUAAGCCAGUUCUAUGAUGUCUUAGUAUUCAACACCGGACACUGGUGGGGGCUUGAUAAAUUUCCAAAAGAAACACCUCUUGUUUUCUACAAGGGUGGAAAACCGAUAGUUCCUCCUCUUGAAAUUUUAAAUGGACUUGAAUUGGUUCUUCGGAGUAUGGUAUCUUACAUCAAUAGAGAAAUUCCUAUUAAGGUUGUAAAAAUCUGGCGUACCCAAUCACCCAGACAUUUUUAUGGUGGGGGAUGGAAUCAAAAUGGGAGCUGCUUAUUUACUGAACCUCUGAAAUUGGAAGAGCUUGAUUCAUGGUUUGAUCCCAGGAAUAAAGGAGUAAACAAAGAAGCACGAGAAGUGAACUUUUGCAUCGAACGUGCAAUAAAAGGUACAGAUAUCCAAUUGCUCAAUCUUACUCAUCUAAGUGAGUUCAGAUCGGAUGCCCAUCCUGCAGUUUGGUUAGGGAAGAAGGAUGCCGUGACUAUAUGGGGUCAGGAUUGCAUGCAUUGGUGCCUUCCAGGCUUACCCGAUACAUGGGUUGAUAUCCUGGCAGCACAAAUCUUGUACAGUUUGGAAGCAGGAUGAUGAAAGUGGCACAACUCAUUUAUACACUAUGAGACGAGGAGUUUCAGUAUAUAGAUGUAAUGCCUAAUUUCACCAUUGAUCAACAGGUACUAAAUCUUAAGAAAUGAGUUCAAUUUAUUCAUCUGUAUAUAUGAGCAUCCAAGAUUGUCAACUUUGUUUACACUAUUCACUUUCUAUCGAGGUGCGAAUCAUAGAAGAAAAUGUUACAGAUAUUACAAUUUGGAUUAGAAGAUGAUUUCAAUUAUUUCAAAUGGAGAGAUGAAGUUGAGCAUGUAGCAUUUGACAUGAACUGUGCGUGAAGACCUUCCUUCUUUUGAGGACAGUUUAGAUUAAAAUCAUGAUAGCAAUCCUAAUUGCAAUUAUAGCCAUGGUAUUGAUUUUCUUUAAGGCUUUUUUUAAUUAGAAUUAUUGUUUGAAAAUCUUCCUAGAAAGAUGUUUGUUUGUAAUCUUUAAUGUACUUUGAAUUAUGUGUUCUUAGAAGAUCUUACUAAUGUGCAAUGAAAGAUGAUUAAUGCA
Dendrobium catenatum is the source of this 1861-nucleotide messenger RNA. RefSeq names its product protein trichome birefringence-like 12. The coding region runs from base 92 to 1345 and encodes 417 amino acids. Gene Ontology annotation, molecular function: O-acetyltransferase activity. The record is from RefSeq and is a predicted model, not a curated record. Gene Ontology annotation, cellular component: Golgi apparatus. Lineage: Eukaryota; Viridiplantae; Streptophyta; Magnoliopsida; Asparagales; Orchidaceae. The transcript is spliced from 5 exons.